GUUGUUAUUUAAGUUGCCUAAAUCUCCAUGCUAUAUUUUAAUCAGCUGUGCCCACUCAACUCGUUGAGUUGAGUUGUUCAAAGUGCAAAAUAUAAAUAUGGCGCACUCUAUCCGAGCUGCAUCAAAAUGCUUUCACCAAUCACAAUUGGUAGCAAGAUGUUUCUCAGAUGUUGCAUUUCCAAAGAUUACGACCCACUAUACGAUAUAUCCAAGAGAAAAAGAUCCUCGAUGGAAAGACAUAAAAUUUGAAAGAUUUGAAGAUGAAACUGAUCUCUUAAUUAUCGGUGGUGGCCCCGCUGGAAUGUCAGCGGCAAUCAGAGCCAAACAACUUGCAGAAAAAGAAGGCAAAGAACUAAGAGUUUGCGUCGUAGAAAAAGCGGCCGAAGUUGGUGGUCACAUUCUUUCGGGUGCUUGUAUUGAAACAGCCGCGCUUAACGAACUUAUUCCAGAUUGGAAAGAAAAAGGGGCCCCCUUAAACACUCCCGUUGUAAAAGAUCGUUUUGGAAUUUUAACCCAAACUGGAAGAAUUCCUAUUCCCAUCAUUCCAGGUUUACCUAUGAACAAUCAUGGAAAUUAUGUUGUAAGAUUAGGUCAUUUAGUGAAAUGGCUUGGAGAACAAGCGGAAGCUUUGGGAGUUGAAAUUUACCCAGGUUAUGCAGCUUCGGAAAUUCUUUACCACCCAGAUGGAAGUGUAAAAGGUGUGGCAACGAAUGAUGUAGGAAUCGCAAAAGAUGGUAGUCCUAAAGAUACUUUUGAACGUGGCAUGGAACUCCAUGCGAAAUGCACGAUUUUCUCUGAGGGUUGUCAUGGUCAUUUAACAAAACAGAUUAUAAAAAAAUUUAAUUUACGCGCAAACGCGGAACCCCAAACUUACGGAAUCGGAUUAAAAGAAAUUUGGGAAAUCGAACCAACAAAACACCAACCUGGUUUGGUUGAACAUACCAUUGGAUGGCCUUUGGAUAUACAUACAUAUGGAGGAACAUUUUUGUAUCACUUAAAUGAACCAACUCCGUUAAUUGCUGUUGGUUUUGUUGUUGGACUUGAUUAUACAAAUCCUUAUUUAAGUCCGUUUAAAGAAUUUCAACGAUUUAAAACUCAUCCAUCUGUGAAAGGAAUUUUUGAAGGUGGCAAUCGGAUAGCGUAUGGGGCUAGAGCUUUAUGUGAAGGAGGUUACCAAAGUCUUCCAAAGUUAACUUUCCCCGGCGGUUGCUUGGUAGGUGAUGCAGCCGGUUUUUUGAACGUCCCCAAAAUCAAGGGGACCCAUAACGCAAUGAAAAGUGGAAUGUUAGCCGCUGAAAGCGCGUUUGAAUCCAUUUUUGGAGAGAAACAAUCUACAAGUUCUUUCGAACCGAAAAGUUAUAGUGAUAAAAUCGCAAACAGUUGGAUUUUGAAGGAGUUGAAGCAAGUUAGAAAUUGUCGUCCAAGUUUUCAUAGUCCUUUGGGAAUGUAUGGUGGAAUUAUGUACAGUGGGGCAUCUAUUAUAAUUGGUGGAAGAGAACCAUGGACGUUUAGCCAUGGUGGUGCUGACCAUACAAGACUAAAACCAGCCAAAGAUUGUACUCCUAUUGAGUAUCCCAAACCAGAUGGAAAGAUUAUGUUUGAUCUUUUAUCUUCUGUGGCAUUAACUGGGACAAAUCACGAAAGUGACCAACCUGCCCAUUUAACUUUAAAAGAUGAUACUGUACCUGUUAAACAAAAUCUUAGUGUGUAUGAUGGACCUGAAGGCAGAUUUUGCCCAGCAGGUGUUUAUGAAUUUGUACCGAUGGAAACCGGAGAUGGACAACGAUUACAAAUCAACGCACAAAAUUGUAUCCAUUGUAAAACGUGUGAUAUUAAGGAUCCGAGUCAAAAUAUUAAUUGGGUAGUACCUGAAGGAGGUGGAGGUCCAGCUUAUAAUGGAAUGUAGAUGUUUUUGAAAAGACUUUUUUCUAUGGCAAAAGUAAAAUGCGCGCCUUCUUAAAAACUGAUUGGUUUAUUUAGAGGGAUGUUAGAUUAUUUUAUAAACUUUUAUUGAUUUUACGAUAAAAUGAGAUGUAAAUAUUUUUAUAUUAAAAUAAAAUGAAUU
Messenger RNA from Onthophagus taurus, 2065 nucleotides. It is a transcript of the gene Etf-QO, whose product is annotated as Electron transfer flavoprotein-ubiquinone oxidoreductase. Gene Ontology annotation, molecular function: electron-transferring-flavoprotein dehydrogenase activity; iron-sulfur cluster binding. Gene Ontology annotation, biological process: electron transport chain. Gene Ontology annotation, cellular component: mitochondrial inner membrane. The record is from RefSeq and is a predicted model, not a curated record. NCBI's taxonomy places the organism in Eukaryota, Metazoa, Arthropoda, Insecta, Coleoptera, Scarabaeidae.